This is a messenger RNA of Dermacentor albipictus, 4726 nucleotides long. RefSeq lists its product as uncharacterized. Gene Ontology annotation, cellular component: plasma membrane. Gene Ontology annotation, biological process: protein processing. Lineage: Eukaryota; Metazoa; Arthropoda; Arachnida; Ixodida; Ixodidae. Gene Ontology annotation, molecular function: metalloendopeptidase activity. The record is from RefSeq and is a predicted model, not a curated record.
AUGGAGCGCAGCGCCGAGUACUUGGUGUGGAUCUGCUUGUCGUCCACCGACCAGAACCGGUGGAACAUCAGGUUCUUCUCGUACCUGCAGCCCGCGCGCGAAGCCGCGACAGGUAAGCUUACAGGAGCGCUCAUCUGCGUCGGAAUGCUGACGAGGAAGGUUAGACGGAGCCCCCGGGGCAGGAAAGCCAGGCGCCUGCCCAAGGCCGCGUUGCGUCCGAGCAGAAUCGACUUUCUUCAAACGUGCCAGUGCCCAGGGAGGCCAGCACAUGAGCGUGUGCCAUCCGCCCUAAACCCUCGUGCCACCAGAUACCCUGUGCCACGAGGACCGAGCCUGGCGCCUUUGCUCGUCCAGGAGAGUCGCUGCCUGAGCUGGAACGAAGCUCUGCUGAAGUUAUCACCGCGACAUGAGCGAACAAGGUCGCCCCGAGCAGGAGCGUCAGCCCGGGGCAGGCCACCCGAAUGCCUCGGAGCACUCCCCGCUCUCUGCUGACGGCACUUCCCCGGAAUGUCUCAGCUCUGCACCGACCUUAUCUACGGACUCCUUCGCUACUAACAAGCGUUCCAGAGAACGGGCGUCCUCAAAGGGUUCCUCCGGCCGAUCUCGCAAACGUACUGCACACAGGAUUCUCGGACUUCUCUCCCAGAACGCGAAGCGCCAGGACGAGUCGGCGAGGAACGAGGACAGCUCGAAAAAGGACAUCUCGUCUACAGACUCGGCAGCAAGGAACACCUCGGCCACUAGCCUCUCGGUGAAGGACCUUCCACCCACGGACCUCUCGGCAAAGAAACUCUCAGCUGCGGACAUGACGGAAAAGGACCGAUCCGCAAAGAACUUGUCGGAAAAGAACCUACCUGCACAAAGCCUUUCCGCAAAGGACCUAUCGACAAAGGCCGGCACGACAGUGGUUCAGGACCUCUUGUCAAAGACGACCUUUUCUAAGGACGUCUCGACAAAGGACCAGUCGACAAAGGACCUCGCGGCGAAGGAGAGCACGGUGAAAAACGCUUCAGCUGAUGAUCUUUCGCCUCAGAAAAGCUCGGAAAACAGGGGCUUAAUUCAACAUGUCUUGAGAAAGCAUCUGACGACAAAAGAGCCUUUGCCAAAGGACCUAUCGAUGAAGGACCUAGCGGUGAAGGAAGGCGCGGUAAAUGACCUUCCGGCACAGGAUAGGUUGGCAGAGAAGGCCUUGGCUAGGGACAUUACGACAAAUUCUGCGGCGACAGAGGACUUGGCGGUGAAGGAGAUCUCGGCAACGAAGGGCCCAGCUAGGAACCCUUCGGCAAAGGACGUUCCGAAAGCGCACAUGGCGGCAAACCAUAUGUCAGAGUGGGUCCAUGGGCAUAGCGACAAUGAUGCACCAGGAAAUGCUGCCAGCAACGCUUCGCAAGGGCAACCCCACGUGACCCCGGAGCAGCGUCACCCCCAGGCCGCGCUGUCUUUCUCUUCCCCGAGCUCUACGUCACCGCGGAACUCGACCAACUCGACCUCACCGCUGAGCGCAGCGGUCGGCUCAGCUUCGAGCUCGUCGCCGGAUGUCAACCCACUGGCUGACCAGUUGGCGUUGAGCGUCCUCAAGGGCCGAGGGCUUCCGCUGCACCCUAGCCAGCUGCCCCUCAGCCCCAUGCUGGAGCGAGAGCCCCUGCGCAAGAACCGGCGCGUGUCCAUCCUCCUUCGACCCAUCGUCGACUUCAUCUCGCCGCGGUACCGAUCGUCGUACUCGCCGGCUGGCCGGCAUCCUCCCGGUGGUGCUUUGAGCCUGUCGUCGGAGCCACCGCAUUGGUCUUCCCUCGAUGACGUCGACGUGCGGCUCAGCCGAGGCCCGUCGCGCGGGAGGCGUGCUUCGUGCAUUCGUCAUCCGAGGAAGCCGCAUCGCCGGGGAUCGAGUGUCAGCCUGACAGAUUGUCCAGGACCCCCACUGAGCAGCGCCAACGACCCAUCCUCGGCGGACAUCGAGGACGAGGGCCACUGCACCAGGGGUGUCAUGGUGCUCGUCUCUAGCGCCGGCCUGUUCGUGGUGCGCGCACUGUGCGUGUUCGUGUUGCAGCAGAUGCUGCGCAAGCCGUACGUCUCAGUGCCCGUCGUGUGCGCCACGGAGGACUGCGUGAUGCAUGCGCGUCGCAUUCUGCGCACGCUCGACGCGUCGGCGAACCCGUGCCUGAGCUUCCACGCGUACGUCUGCGGAGCCGGAAGCGGUGACGCCAGCGAUGACGUGCAAGCGACGACGGCGCCGUCUGCCAAGGGGGCGAGUAACUACACUGGGGAAGCUGGUGACGGCCUUCUUCGACACAUCGACCCGGCACGAAGGCUGGCCCGUGCCUACGCCCGCCAAAUCGUUGCGCCGAAUCUGCUCUCGGGAAACGGGAACUCGUCCACGGCCGCCAAGGCCCGGGCGGCCUUGGCCCUUUGCCUGAGCAGGGGAGUCGGAAGGCGUCCCACAGCUCCGUUGCGGUCUUUCAUGCGGCAACGAGGCCUCGAGUGGCCCACUCUGUUCCGUGGCCAGGCCACACUCGUCGGCGUGCUGCGCGUGCUGCUCGAGUUGUCCGUCCAGUGGAACGCUGCGCUCUGGUUCGACGUUCGAUUCCGUCCCCUGGAGCUGCGCGCCAACGUGGAGGGACCCGUAAUCGUAUUGGGCGAGCCCGGUCACGUGCCGCUGCUGCGAUUGGAGCAGGUCGGUUGCCUUGACGACCCGGCGUACGACAGCACCGCGCGCGCCCUGGCCCGGUACCUGUCGAACGGCGACGCCGGUCAAGGCGCCGGCGACACUGAGGACCCUUUCGAGGAUGUCGCGGCGCUGGAACAACUCAAGCGCGACGAGAAGGCGGUUCGCGAGGCAAUCCUGCUCGCGCUGAGUGGCGGAGACGAUAUCGACGACCGUUUCGUGCCGCUGAGGGACUCCGGGUACGCCCUCUUUGAGGGCGUGUCGUCCUCGGACUGGACGUCGCUCCUGGUCGAGCAGCUGGGUGUCACAGCGGCGCAAGGUGACGGCGGGAACGCUAGCCUCGACACGACGCUCCUGGUGCUCAACGGGCGGCUGUUUGCCGGGCUGUCGAGGCUCGCUGUCGACAUUCCGGCCGCCAGGCUCUUGGACGUUGUGGGCUGGAUGUUCGCCUAUUCGUACGCCUGGAUAGAGAACCGGCUUUUCGACCAAGUACCCCCGCCGUCCGUCACGGACGGUACUGUAGUUUCGGAGCCCGACCUGACCGCCCGAAUCCUCUGCUACGCUGUCGUUCUCGAGUCGUUCGGCGUCGCCCCGCUGGCGCCGCUCUUCGCGCGCAUGUUUCCGCCCCGGGAACGCGCCAAGGUGACCGCAGUGCUUAACGCAACCGCACACACCCUGGUCGAGGCCGUGCGAUCAUCUCUGGGCCUCUCGAACGCCACCAAGAACAGGGCCGGUGCCAAGAUCAGGGCGCACACGCUCCAAGUUCUGUGGCCUCCGCCACCGUUCCUCAGUCCGGACCUGCUCGACACCCUGUACUCGCGGUACCCUUCCACGCAGCCGCGCACCUUCUACGAGUCCUGGCUUAUGUCUCGCAUGGCGCAGAGGGCAUCGCUGGUGAGACCAUACUACGGGACCCUCAUGACCCUGCUGAGGUGGUACACCGAGGAGAUCCUCUACGUGUACUCGCUCAACCACAUAGCCCUCGGUCUGGCCGCCGUGUUUCCGCCGUCCUACCACCGGCGCGGUUCUCAGACCAUGACGUACGCUGGCAUCGGGUUCCAGUUCGCCCGCAAGUUGGUCAGCUGCAUCGACUGGCGUGGAAGGUUCCACGACUACGACGGUGCGAGCACGGCCUCGACGUGGUGGGAGCGCGAAGACAGUUCGGCGCAGUGCCGACUCGACAAGGCCCGGUCUGCGCACGAAGCGAGAGCCAUCGGCGACUUGUUCGCCCUCGACGUGUCUUUGGCGGCGAUGAAGAGCGUCUCGGACGCUUCGCCGCUCAGGCUCAAGCUGCUGGAGAAGCUGACCGCCACGCAGACGUUCUACGUCAGCUACUGCAGCCGCUUCUGCGGCGACCCGGACGCUCGCGAGAAGUGCGACCUCGCCAUGAACGGAUCCGAGUUUCAGGCGGCGUUCGACUGUCAGUGGCGGGUGUUCGAUCGCGGCUGCCUUUUCGUCUAGUCCCGAUGUUUGAUUUUGCGGUUUCUUUACUUACUAUUUUCGUUUCGUGUGAUAGUUGACUUUCCUGGGGCGGAAGGCACGUCCGUGUCGGCAGGUUUGCGAAGCCAUUAUUAGCGAACCCUCAAGUGCUCUAUUAGGGACUGCAAAUUAACAGCUUAUCAAUCCCUCGACAGACCAUUACUAGAGCACGCCUCAGAGGUAUGGGCACCGUACACUGCACUUGACAUUAGUAAGCUUGAAGCCAUACAAAGGAAAGCAAUACGGUUCAUUUUUCGCCAAUAUGACCGCAAUUUUUCUCCCUCAUCUCACGCAUGCGCAUUAUCGAUAGAACCCUUGGCUCAUCGACGCACGCUUUAACGUAUCACUUUGCUACAUAAGAUUGUACACGGCCAAAGUUGCAUUCAUGCAUCGAUUUCCUUCAAUCAUCCCACUGGGCGUGCCACGCGCCGUUCCCACCCACUUAAUGUUGUUCCUUUCCAGUCUUUUGUCAAUUGUUUUAAGUAUUCCUUUUUUGUCCAAGCGCUGUUGAAAUUUGGAACAACCUAGCUGCUUCCUUGCUGGGAAAACCGAAGGAAGAGUUUUUGAAAGAAUUGUCUAACCACA